This is a messenger RNA of Centruroides sculpturatus (bark scorpion), 2473 nucleotides long. RefSeq names its product ubiquitin-like modifier-activating enzyme ATG7 (gene Atg7). Lineage: Eukaryota; Metazoa; Arthropoda; Arachnida; Scorpiones; Buthidae. The record is from RefSeq and is a predicted model, not a curated record. The transcript has 15 exons. Gene Ontology annotation, molecular function: Atg8 activating enzyme activity; Atg12 activating enzyme activity. Gene Ontology annotation, biological process: autophagosome assembly; autophagy of mitochondrion; protein modification by small protein conjugation. Bases 646 to 2193 code for a protein of 515 amino acids. Gene Ontology annotation, cellular component: phagophore assembly site; cytoplasm.
UAUAUAUAUUGUUUUUUUAUAUAUCUGAGAUACAUAGUUUCAUAUGAGGACUUCAGUUACCAUACUUUAAAAUGGCAGUAAUUGAAGAGUCUAGUUUUGUCAAUGAUAGUAUUUUUCUCAAGAUUUUAUAUGGCAUUGUGAAUUUUCUUAAAACAGAUGAAGAUCAUUUUCACAUAUCAGGUUAUGUAAACAAAUAAUAAUUUUUUGUUUCUGAGCAGCUGAAAAUCCACAGUAGCAUCAAAGUGAAAAACUGACUAUUUGAUAUUAGAUGACAUAUCUUAGGUCAUUGGAGUUUCUUUGAAGAUAAUUAAAUUGUUACAGUUAAAUUUAUUCACCGCAUAAAAAUGUUUAGAAAAUUUUCCAAAUCCAAGUUACAUCAUCACGAAAUUGAUUUCUCUAUCAUAUGGUUUCAACAAGUUGGGACAAUUACUCGCACGAUAUCCAAAGAAAGUAAAGUGAAUGCCCUAUAGAAGGAAGUUUUGAAAAUCUGAAGGAAAGAAGACAAGAUGAAAUUUUAAUAAUACCAGAGAACAUUAAAACAGUGAGUGGUGCAGAACUUCUAAGCAAGAUUUCAAGAAUGUAUGAAUUAUGGAAGACAACUUAAUGAGAAAGUAAACAAAUGAAAUGUGAACUAUGUGAAAUAAAAUGAUUGAACAAUUGCAAGAAGGAAUAGGAAAAUUAUCUUGUCAAGCUUAUUUUUUAGUUUAUGUUUCAACAGAUGGAAAUAUUUCUGUUGUUCCUCUUAGAGACUAUCAUAUAAUUAGUGGAGAGCCAGGAAAGAUACUUUUAGCAUUUGCAGAUCCAUCCACUUUCAAUUGCUAUCCUGGCUGGCCAUUACGAAAUUUGUUAUCUCUAGUUGCUUAUCAUUGGGGAAAAGAUAAAAAAGAAUGGGAAAUAAUAUGUUUUAGAGAUCGUCUCAAGUCUUGUGUUCACAGUCUUGUUUUAAAAAUACAAUUGGGCACUCUAGAUCUUCAACAAGUGCCCCCUCCAUGUGUUGGAUGGGAAAAGAACGUUCAACAGAAAGUAGGUCCUCGUAAAGUUGAUCUAAGCGCAUCAUUAGAUCCUGUCAAAUUAGCUAAAUCUGCAGUACAUUUAAAUUUAAAAUUAAUGAGAUGGCGUUUAGUCCCAGAUUUAGAAUUAGAUGAAGUCAUGUCUACAAAAUGUUUAAUUUUGGGUUCUGGUACACUUGGCUGUAAUGUUGCUAGAUGUUUGCUUGGUUGGGGUAUUAGAACAAUAACGAUGGUUGACAAUUCACAAGUAUCUUAUUCCAAUCCAGUUCGUCAAUCUCUCUUUACUUUUCAAGAUUGUCUUCAUGGUGGUAGGAGAAAAGCUGAAGCUGCUGCCGAAGCUUUAUUAUCCAUUUUUCCAGGAGUGAAUUCUGAAGGAAUUAAUCUAACAAUACCAAUGCCUGGUCAUCCUAUUCCUGAAAAAUUAAUAGAUCAGAUUAAAUUGGAUGUAGAGAAGUUAGAAGAACUAAUUGAAAAUCAUGAUGUUAUAUUUCUUUUAAUGGAUACAAGAGAAAGCAGAUGGUUACCAACAGUAAUAGCUUCUGCAAAAAAGAAGCUAGUAAUAAAUGCUGCUUUAGGGUUUGACACUUACUUAGUUCUUCGACAUGGCAUAAAAAUAGACAAUUGUCCAACAUCUGCACCAAAAUUAGGAGAAAGUAUUCCUGGAAAUCAGUUAGGAUGUUAUUUUUGUAAUGAUGUUGUAGCACCUGGUGAUUCAACUCGAGAUCGAACUUUAGAUCAGCAGUGUACCGUGACUAGACCAGGAGUAUCAAUGGUUGCUGCAGCGUUAGCAGUUGAACUUAUGAUUAAUGUAAUACAACAUCCUCAAAGAGGUCUGGCCCCCGCAGACACGAGUGCCCGAGACGAUCACCUGAAGGUAGAAAUCGCUUCUCCGUUGGGAAUCGUGCCUCAUCAGAUAAGGGGCUUUCUAGCACGCUGUCAUCAAAUUUUACCCGCCAGCGUAGCUUUCAAUUAUUGCACUGCCUGCUCUUCCCAGAUAAUCAACAAGUAUCAAACUGAAGGAUUCCAGUUUUUACUCCAAGCAUUUAACAAUCCCAACUAUAUAGAGGAAUUGACGGGACUGAAACAACUACAACAGGAAACCGAAGAAGUCGAGAUUUGGGAGCUCAGCGACGACGAAAGUUUAGGGGGGACUAGCGGAUCCGAGAAAGGCGAACCCCACUGACCGGACAAGUAGCCGACGCGUAUAGAUCAAAAGUACUGUGAUAUUAGUUUGUAUUCCGAAGUACAGUAUGUAUAUUAUCUAUACAGUUUUUCUCGAUACGUACGACAAACUUCUCACUUUCGGUGACGUUCUUCAUCCUCCAAUGAAAGCAAAUUGCUUUUGAUAAUUUUAAGAAUUUUUUUUUUUUUUUAAGAAAUUGAGGGAAAAAAUUCUUGUAAAAUAAUGUACAAUCAAUGUAAAUUGUUUGUUCUAGUAAAACAUAAAGCAGUUUGUAAAUGUU